GAGUUACUUCUGUUGCAAAGGACACGUCUGCUUUGUGUAUAUUCAUAAAGACAUGCAAUUUUGAAAUUAACGUCGGAAGUUUCUAUGGAAAUUCCACGAUGAUUCUAUAAUUGAGCGUUCUGCGCAGUCAUUUUGAACAGUCGAGACUUUGAUAUCUGAAGUAUCAAUAUGAAGGGAACAGUGAUUGUUAUUUCAAUAUUGGCUUUAUUGCAAAGCGUGACAUCUUGCACACAAAACGAGGCCUACACCUGUUAUAAACAAGAGACGACUACAUAUGUGACCUACACCUUGUGCUGGGAGUUUUGGAAUCUUUUCCAAUGCAAAGAGGAACACACAAUUACAAAAACUGUGUCAAGCACAUGCCACCGACAUGUUUGCUGCGAGGGGUACCAACGCUCAAACUCAUGGGAAGAAUGUAAAGCCGUUUGUUUCGGAUCAAAUUCAUGCCAGAACGGGGGAUCAUGUGUUGCUCCGAACAAAUGCAUUUGCCCCAGUGGAUAUAUCAGCCCAAAAUGUGAUGACGAAAAUGAGUGUUCUGUUAAAAAAGGAGGAUGCUCGCAUACAUGUGUAAACACUAAAGGCUCGUACCAUUGCUCUUGUCCUCCCGGGUUUACUCUUGACUCGAACGAGCUCACCUGUAAAGACGUAAAGGAAUGUUCCGUUAACAACGGAGGCUGCGCACAAAAGUGUGUAAACACUGAAGGCUCCCAUUAUUGCUCAUGUAAUCCCGGCUUCUCUCUUGGCUCGGACCAGCUGACUUGCAAAGACGACAAUGAGUGUUCUGUUAAGAAUGGAGGCUGCUCGCAUACGUGUAACAAUACAGAGGGUUCCUACCACUGCGUUUGUCCUCUCGGAUUUACCCUUGACUUGCACAAACUGACUUGCAAAGACGACAAUGAGUGUUCUGUUAAGAAUGGAGGCUGCUCACAUACGUGUAUCAAUACAGAGGGUUCCUACCACUGCUCUUGUCCUCCCGGUUUUACCCUUAACCCGCACAAACUGACCUGCAAAGACAACAAUGAGUGUUCCGUUAAGAAUGGAGGCUGCUCGCAUACGUGUAACAAUACCGAGGGUUCCUACCACUGCUCUUGUCCUCCCGGUUUUACAAUCGACCCGCACAAACUGACUUGCAAAGACAACAAUGAGUGUUCCGUUAAGAAUGGAGGCUGCUCGCAUACGUGUAACAAUACCGAGGGCUCCUACCACUGCUCUUGUCCUCCCGCGUUUACCCUUGACUCGCACAAACUGACUUGCAAAGACGACAAUGAAUGUUCCGUUAAGAACGGAGGCUGUUCGCAUACGUGUUACAAUACAGAGGGUUCCUACCACUGCUCUUGUCCUCACGGGUUUACCCUGGACUCGCACAAACUGACUUGCAAAGACGACAAUGAAUGUUCCGUUAAGAAUGGAGGCUGCUCGCAUACAUGUAAUAAUACCGAGGGUGCGCACCACUGCUCUUGUCCUCCAGGGUUUACCAUUGAGUCGGACAAGCUGACUUGCAAAGCCGAAGCAACCAUACCGCAAGUUAGAACGUCGGCAGUGUGUGGAAAUGACAACGGAGGUUGCUCCCACUCCUGUAUCGGGAUGAACGAAACCGUUCAAUGUACUUGUCCAAUCCUUAAGAAACUCGCUGACGACAAUGUCACGUGCAUAGAUGUUUUGGGCUUUUAUUACGGACUUUGCACUUGUUUGGCUGUGUGUUUAAUGGUAGCCACGGGUCUGCUGGCAAGGAAAUGGUGUGUUAGGCGACGUGGCGCCUUUCUUGGAAACCAGCGACCGACUGCUAAUGAACAGAAACUAUUUGUGGUUGUUACUUCAAGCCAGGAAUAUGGUGAUGAGUUCAAAAACAUUAACUUGCAGAAACCUCCACCUUAUAAAGAAAAAAUGGAUGAAAAAGAUAUUUACAUGUAAAAGCGAAAAUAUUACUGUGUUAGCAAAAUUAUUCUUAUCGUUUUGCAUUUAGCUGUAAUUUGUCCAACCAGAGGGUAAGAGACAGGAACUAAUGUACAUAUAGUUGACAGCGAUGUUUCCACACAAGCAGGCAAACAAACAGGACUUUUCUGCCGAUGAUCAGGCAUAUAUAUUAUAUUCGAUUUUAUUUUAACUCUUUUAAGGAUGUCUGAGUUAGGACAGUUCACACAACAUCACUGCGUUUAAAUGAAAGGUUUGUUCUUUUUGUCCUAUCAAAAUCAACUUUUCGCUGAAAGAAUAAACCUACUUUUCUCAAAAUCAAUACAUACACAUGGAAAACAAACAUUAACUUUGAGUGAUACACCCUCAACUACUUAGUAAAUAGUGCAUUUCUGCAAAAUAUUAAUUACAAUUAACAAUAUUAUAACUGUGUAUUUAAUAGCUGAAAACGCAAAAAUAUUAAUUGAUUGGUGAAUGCUAAAAGAUUUACUGCGAUUUACAAAGGUCUCAUAAGGUAGAAAUACCGUGUUUUCUGCGCAUUUUUUCGAAAUUAAACUCGGUAUCCUUCAUAAGAAGCAUUCUUUUCAACGUGUGUUCAUCCUUUUGGGUAAAUAAGAACAAGUGUAUUAAAUGUGUCAAAUCUAAGUUGGGAGUAAUAGUGCAUCUUUGUUCUACAGAAUGUCGAGGGGUGAAUGCGAAAAGGUUCUAAGUGACAUUAAAUAAAGAAGCAGAUAGAACCUAUUCGCUUUCACCCCUCGAUGUGAAACCCUAAAUAACAUUUGUUAGAUAAAGUAUAUUUUCACACUCACUACAACAUGUCUGAUAUAGGUUAUACGCUGUCUUUCAUAUUAUUAACUAUCAUAUCGUUAAGAAUUUGUGCCAAAACCUGAAAUACUAUUCUGAAUAAUAUGACGUUUUAUUGAAUGCAAGUAAUGCAUUUCAGCUUAAAGUAAAUUGCUAUUAUAUGUUAAGCUAUAAAUGAAAGCUUAUCAGUUCAUCUCCGGUUUGACCGCGGUGAUAUUAGAUAUUGAACUAUCAUUUGUUAAUUAUGCAUGAUAGUGCUUGUUAGUAUUCUCAUUCCCCUCUUUAAUAUUUUUUUUAUACCAAGAUGAGCAUUCGUUUCUAUUUUUGUAUCGUGUAUAUAUAUAUAUAUUGUUAUCAUUAUAUUGGUACAUCAUCCGUUUGCUGUAAUAGUAUUGUGGUGUUGCUAUAAUCACUUAUAACUCUUACUUUGUCUUGAAUUACAUUUUAAUUGUCAUAUUGCAAAUGUUAUCACAGAAUGUAUAUAUGUUUGUAUUGAAAAGACUUCAACAAACUAUGACACUUAUUCGAAUCAUCAAAUUUUAAUGUGUUUGUUUCUCAGCGAUUAAGAAUGAUUUUGGCAUAAUUUUAAUGGUCUCAUUGUCACGGAGUCACGCUAGAGGGGAUUCUUUCUAUUCGUGGUUCUGUGGGUUAUAAAGAAGUGGCACACUAUUAGAUUACUUGUGCAUGGCAUAGUCUACACUCUCGAGGUAUAUGGCACUGCAGCGUUCGUCCAACUCAUAUCGACGCCCAUGCUCACCACAUCUGUUGUUUAUCAUUUCAUUUAUUGUUCAUUUUAAAUAAUUGGGUCCGUCUAUAGGUAGUCUAUGUCUUUCAUUUAGCACUGUAAGAUUGCCAAAGAUGAAUGAGGAAAAAAGGAUUUGUGACUAGAAUGUUUUCACUUUAGCCAUUCGAUCUCUUAUACAAUGUAAACCAUACUUCUCAUUGGCGUUGGUGUGGGUUAUUCCAUCUCAGCAACAUAUUUCUUUGCUCAAUGUUCCAAGUUUCUUUGCUUUUGAUGUUUUGUACCAGUAAUACCGUGUUAUUUACAUUAUAAAUGCAAGCAAUCAGUAAAAUGAAUGUUAUCAUCAAAAUCAGUUUAACAGUUUUCCAUUUAAGGGUUACACCCUGGUAUUUUGCACCCAUAAUUCAUCAAUGACAUAUAGAAUAUUCGUACAUGUGGUGAAAAUCCACAAGUUAACAAGCGCUCAUUUACCAAAACUUAAAAAAAUAAAAUAACAUUUUUUGUUAAAGGAUACUUACUGUUUGUUUGCUUAUUUUAUACAUGUUUACAUUACUGGUAUUAUGAGCCGAUGAAUCAUUAAUGAUUAACAGAAGAGAGACUUAGAAAAAUGCUUACAUCUUGCAAGAGUAUGUUUAAAUAAUUUCGAGCUUAACAGUUUAACAGUUUUCCAUUUAAGGGUUACACCCUGGUAUUAUGCACCCAUAAUUCAUCAAUGAUAUACAGAAUAUUCGUACAUGUGGUGAAAAUCCACAAGUUAACAAACGCUCAUUUACCAAAACUUAAUGAAUAUAACAACAACCUUUGUUAAAGGAUACUUACUGUUUGUUUACUUAUUUUAUACAUGUUUACAUUACUACUAUUUUGCACCGAUUAAUCAUUAAUGAUAUAAAGAAGAGAGACUUAGAAACAAACAACAUUUUGCUUACUUCUUAAUUCGUGCACGUGUAUGUCUAAAUAGAUUCGAUCUUAUAUUGUAUUUUUGUAUUAACUUGCAUGUUAUAUGUGCUUUGUGUUAUGGUAUAAGUCUAAAUAAAUACUGGUUAACUGACCACAAUCUA
Molecule: messenger RNA, 4515 nt
Organism: Mya arenaria
Lineage: Eukaryota; Metazoa; Mollusca; Bivalvia; Myida; Myidae
Product: signal peptide, CUB and EGF-like domain-containing protein 2
Exons: 15
Coding region: 169-1911 (580 amino acids)
Molecular function (GO): calcium ion binding
Source: RefSeq, a predicted model, not a curated record